Onychostoma macrolepis is the source of this 1371-nucleotide messenger RNA. RefSeq names its product negative elongation factor complex member E (gene nelfe). Gene Ontology annotation, cellular component: NELF complex. The transcript is spliced from 11 exons. Gene Ontology annotation, molecular function: RNA binding. Gene Ontology annotation, biological process: negative regulation of transcription elongation by RNA polymerase II. The coding region runs from base 123 to 1160 and encodes 345 amino acids. NCBI's taxonomy places the organism in Eukaryota, Metazoa, Chordata, Actinopteri, Cypriniformes, Cyprinidae. The record is from RefSeq and is a predicted model, not a curated record.
AGGACAAACUAUUUUGUUUGAGCUGGUUCCGCGGAUGACAACAGAUUACGUCAUAAUUGUGCGCCGAGUGAGGGAUUAUUUCAGACGCUUAUUCUCAGUUUCUGAAUUUAAGAUCCACGAAAAUGGCAAUAUUUCCCAGCUCACUGACAGACGAGGAGGAAGCACUACAGAAGAAAUAUGCUAAACUAAAGAAAAAGAAAAAGGCCCUAAUGGCUCUGAAGAAACAGAGCUCCACCAAUCAGACGAGUCAGACAGGACUGAAGCGCACUUUGUCAGAUCAGCCGGUGGUGGACACAGCGACUGCAACAGAGCAGGCCAAAAUGCUGAUCAAGUCUGGAGCGAUCAGCGCCAUCAAAUCAGAGAACAAGAACUCAGGCUUCAAGCGCUCCAGAACACUUGAGGGCAAACUGAAAGAUCCUGAGAAAGGUUCUGCCCCAGCAUUCCUGCCAUUUCAAAGAAGCGUCUCCACAGAUGAGGAGCCUCCUGAUUCUGCUAAACGAGUCCACAGGAAAUCCUUGUAUGAGAGUUUUGUUCUUGGAGAUCGAUCUCGUGAUGAAGAGGGAGGAAUGUCGAGUCGAGAUCCUGAGCGUGAUCGGGAAAGAGAGGUGGAUUGGGAGAGAGAUCGAGAAAGAGACAGAGACCGAGACAGAGAGAGGGACCGUGAAAGAGGCAGGGAGAGAGAACGGGACCGUGAACAUGAACGGGACCGGAGCCGGGAUAGAGAAAGGGACAGAGAACGAGAUCGAGAAAGAGAACGAGACAGAGAGCGGGACGGACCCUACAGACGGUCAGACUCGUAUCCAGAGCGCAGAGGUGUGCGCAAAGGAAACACUGUGUAUGUAUACGGCACAGGUUUAGUGGAAGACAGUUUGCGCUCGGCCUUUGCACAACAUGGAAACAUCAUCGACCUUUCGAUGGACUCACCACGCAAUUGUGCCUUUGUCACCUAUGAGAAGAUUGAAUCAGCAGACCAGGCUGUGACAGAGCUGAAUGGCACCACUGUGGGUGACGUCAACAUCAAAGUCAGCAUUGCCAGGAAGCAGCCCAUGCUUGAUGCUGCCACAGGGAAAUCUGUCUGGGCUUCUCUCGCUGUGCAGAACAGUGCCAAGGGCUCAUACAGAGACAAACGGAGCCAGGUCGUCUACACUGAAGAUUUUUGAAAACCGUUAUUUAGCAUAUGUUAAACUUGUAAACAGGUCCAGCAUUAGAUUUUGUCUACAUACAGCAGACACUUUGUUUUUCAAAGACGUGAUAAAGUAAACAUGUUACUUUUCUGUCAUUUAAUUAGCAGCGUUUACUGCUCAGUGUUUCUGGACAUUUAACUCAGUCAUGGAUUGUCAUUGUGUUCAAUAAAUAAUCAAUAAACUUUUC